Molecule: messenger RNA, 1649 nt
Organism: Rhodofomes roseus
Lineage: Eukaryota; Fungi; Basidiomycota; Agaricomycetes; Polyporales; Fomitopsidaceae
Exons: 6
Coding region: 174-1520 (448 amino acids)
Source: RefSeq, a predicted model, not a curated record
UUGACUCGCUGAUCAUCAAACCUCCAGCACCGUAUGCCCGGGGAUGAUGCAUGUCUAUCGGAUCAUCCAAAGCUGUCGCAUUGCAUGACAGAGUACAAUAUCGCGACAAUGGGAGAAAAUGUGUCCUCCCAAAAGUUUCGCUCCCUUGUCGUCAGUGAACAAGACUGUGCAGUAUGCGGAAACUCAUCUGUCCCGCAUGUCUUUCCCUGCAUGUCCUGCUUGUUGCGAUAUACAUAACCUUUCUCUCCAUCUGGGCGCGCAAAGCUGAAUACUCGCUCGUCAUGUCUCCUCAACGGGCUGAAUCGGUGCCAACAUAUACGUCACUGAUAUCGCAGGUCAUAAUGAUUCCAUAUACCGCAUUGCUGGUUCUGCUCACGCAAUCUUUGGCUCUUCGCGGUCUCGUUACAGGUCGACAUACCCUAACGUCCGUGCAGGACGUCGCGAGCGCGUGGACAGGAUUGGGCUCCGCGCUCCUAACCACAUGGAAACAGGCGUCAUCUCCAUCCUAUGUUCUGGGGUUAGUCGAAGUAGCCCUGUAUCUCGUUUGCAUAUCCAGCCUACACGUCACAACGCCCUCGUUGUUUGCUAUGCAAUCAUUCAACCAGACGGGCGCGGAAAUCACGGUCCCGGUGACUCUCGGUAUGCCUCACCUGAACAUAUCGACCAACUGGUUCUCUUUUCCAGACAGUGAAGGACCAUGGCCUGAAGCUACUUCAUACCUCCCCACCACUGAUCAAUCAUCGAUAUUGACAAUAGGACUAGUCAACAGUACGAUAUACGAUAUCAUCGGCCCUGACUCCGGUCUUGUGGAGGCAUAUGUCAACGCUACAACAGCAAAUGUUACGUGCGGAUGUAUCCCGAAUGCAACGGCUCAAUAUGUUGAAGACACCGGUCUUUCUGGUCCAAUUGAAAGUACCCUCGCAGUGAGUGUGGUCUAUGGUCGCUAUAAUCUCACUUUCGAAUACUACCCCAACGUCACCAUGUUCCCCGUAAGCAAUGCCAUGAACUUGCAGUACAUGACUACGGUCGACUACGGCAUUCAACGAAGCAAUAGCAUGUACAACAACGCCAGCUCAGCAGUGACAAUACCCAUGGGACGCAAUGCGCUGUUCUGGACAACACUCAAUCUCGUAGGUGACAAUGGCGAAUCCGUGUCGCAGAUCAAAGGGAACAUAAGCAACCAAACAUCGUUGAUCGGAUGUACCCUUGGAUGGGAACAAUCUAUCGUCACCCUCGAUGCUGCUACGAGGCAACCAGUGGGCCUCACUUCAGCGACAGACGUCACACGGAGACCGUCAGCAUGCGCCAUCUGGGAACCGGCUCUAUUAAUUGAUUCAAUGGGAAUAGAUCCUCUGAUUGACUCGGCGAGUAUCCCGUUAUCUAUGUCUUCGUUAUGUGUCCUGAUGCGACGAAAGCAGUGGGCUUAUAUGCUCGUUGGUAGCGCUCAAUCGGCAGAAUAUCCCACUGGUAUCGGCGGUUCGGGGAUCGCAUAUGAGCAAGGGGCAGAUUCAGCAUUGUAGGUCCCGGGUGACAAUGAUCGUUGAGGGGAGGCUCAGUGAUCCCAUCCAGAUAUCUGGAGUCUGCGCUUGGAAACCCGCAUGCAGACGGAACAGUCAGUCUGAAGGACUUCGAGGAAGCUUUGGGUAAAU